AUGCCGCUUCCAGCCACGUAUUUCUUCACUUCCACCAUGAACAGAAUGGAGCCCCACGUCCUCCAGUACUUUUUCACUGGCUCACCCCAGCCCUUCAAAUCCCUCCUGAUGUGCCAGCAGGGUCUAGGGUGCGGGAGAGGCGGCGGUGGAGAGCAGCGGGCAGCGGAGAGCACCGGCCCCACCUCGCCGCCCUCGCCCAAGGCCCCUACAGGCGCCAUAAUUUCCGUUCUGGGGAACCGGAAGCACGCUGCACAUCCUGCUGGCUCCCUCCGCACAGUGGUCCUUCCUAGGGACCCUCCUGCAGCUCGGCUUGGGGCCCGCGGCGCCCUCAGCCCCAAGCGGAGCCGGGGCUCCCAUGUCCCCGCCGUCCAGUCCGUGUGCAGCUGCACGAGGGCCGCGCGGCCAGCAGGGGAGCAGGUUGAACGUGGAGGUUCUGAUAUUGUGACAGGCCAGGGGACAGGACCAAGAAUAAGCAGGAGCCUCUGUCUGGAGAGCAAGUCAGAGGAGGGCUGCUCCAUGUCGGAACUGAGGCUUCUCCUCCUAGGCAAACAUGGUGCAGGAAAGAGUGCCACAGGAAACACUAUUCUGGGCAAAGCUGUGUUCAAGUCCAAGCUGAGCGAGCAGAUGGUGACUAAAAUGUGCCAGGAGGAGAAGGGGGCCACGAGAGAGGGGGAGGUUGUGGUCAUUGACACCCCCAACCUUUUCUCUUCAGUAGCUUGUGCCAGUGACAGGCACCGCAACAUUGAACGCUGCUUGGAGCUCUCCGCUCCCAGCCUCCAUGUUCUGCUUCUGGUAAUUCCCAUUGGCUACUAUAAGCCGGAGGACAAAGAAACAAUCGAGGGCAUCUGGAAGGUGUUUGGAGCUGAAGCCAAGAGGCACAUCAUUAUUGUCUUUACCCGGAAGGAUGAAUUGGGGGAUGACUCCCUGCAAGAUUACAUUGAAGAUGACGAAUCUCUUAGGAAGUUGGUUCAAGACUGUGGAGACCGGUACUGUGCUUUCAACAACAAGGCAAGUGAGGGUGAGCGGGACACCCAGGUGAGGGAGCUCCUCUGCAAGGUCAAGCGUUUGGUGGAUGAGAACCCAAGACUAUAUUGUGUGAACUUCAGAAAAGAAGGCAUUGGAUUCCAGGUGAGAAUUCUUGUUAAGGUCUCCAAAGAUCUCUAUGUUGCUAGAGCUAGUAGGAUGAAAAUGGGUGUAAAUAAAAACCCGUCCACGUCUCUGUGUCUACUGCAAGAAGAGACUCUGAAUCUGUCCUUUUGUCCCGCAGGGCCAGAGGAGAAGCAGCUGCAGGCCACAGGAUGUGAGCGGAACCCUGGGAUGUCAGAACUGAAGGUCCUGCUCGUGGGGAAGCGUGGGGCUGGAAAAAGUACCGUUGGAAACAGCCUUCUGGGGAAGCGAGUCUUUGAGACCAAAUUCAGUGAACAGUCAGUAACCCAGAUGUUUAGGUCUAAGAGCAGAAUCUGGAAAGAGAGGAAUAUUUCAAUCAUUGACACUCCAGACAUCUCACUUUCAAAGGUCCUUGAAUCAGAGCUUUCAAAACACACCUUCCCGGGCCCCCACGCCUUCCUGCUGGUGAGCCCGCUGGGCUCUUUCACUGAGAAAGAUGAGGCAGUGCUGGACACCAUCCGAAGCAAUUUUGGAGACAAGUUCUUUGAGUACAUGAUCGUCCUCCUCACCAGGAAAGAAGAUCUAGGGGAUCAGAAUGUAGAUACGUUCUUAAAAGACACAAAUGAAUCCCUCAACCAGCUCAUCAAGAAAUGUAAAAGCAGAUACAGCGCCUUCAACUACAGAGUGACAGGAGAUGAGGAGCAACACCAGGUGGAUCAGCUCCUGGAAAAAAUUGUGAGCGUGGUGCAGCAGAAUGGAAACAAGCCCUGCUUCCUCAGAGGGAGAGAGGCCCUGAGCAUUGUCCUCGUGGGGAGGAGCGGGACUGGGAAGAGCGCGACGGGGAACACCAUCCUUGGAAGGGACAAAUUCCCCUCUCAGCUUCUAGCGCAGCCAGUCACCAAGACGUGCCAGAGCAGCAGGAGGAAGUGGGAAGGGCAGGAUGUUGUGGUUGUGGACACUCCCUCACUCCACCUGAUGCCCGGUGCUGAGGGAGGUCCAUCCCAGCUGGAGCAGGAGGUCGAACGCUGUUGGUCCUGCUGUGAAGAAGGGAGCAAGAUUCUGGUCCUGGUGUUGCAGCUGGGACGGUUCACUCAGGAGGAUGAAAACGUGGUGAGGGAACUGGAGACCAUCUUUGGAGAGGAAGUUAUGAAAUAUACGAUUGUGGUGUUCACCCGGAAGGAAGAUCUAGGCGAUGGGAAGCUUGAGGAGUACCUCAAGAACACAGAUAACAAAGCUCUUAAGAAGAUAAUUAAAAAGUGUGAGGGGCGAGUUUGUGCUUUUAAUAACAAAGAAACUGGCCAAGCCAGGGAAGCCCAGGCAAAAGUUCUUUUGAUGAUAGCCAAUGAGCUAAUAGGGAGAUGUGGAGGGCAUGGAUACCCCUAUGAUUGGGAUAAGGUCAGCAAAAUAAUGAAAAAUGCCCAGGAAAAGCACAAGCCCCCAAAAUUACUAGAGACUUUAAAAAAUAUGUUCUCAUAG
Messenger RNA from Ceratotherium simum simum (southern white rhinoceros), 2583 nucleotides. The record is from RefSeq and is a predicted model, not a curated record. NCBI's taxonomy places the organism in Eukaryota, Metazoa, Chordata, Mammalia, Perissodactyla, Rhinocerotidae.